This is a messenger RNA of Labrus mixtus (cuckoo wrasse), 8721 nucleotides long. It is a transcript of the gene nav3, whose product is annotated as neuron navigator 3. The coding region runs from base 337 to 7653 and encodes 2438 amino acids. Gene Ontology annotation, molecular function: ATP hydrolysis activity; protein binding; ATP binding. Gene Ontology annotation, biological process: nervous system development; neurogenesis. The transcript is spliced from 42 exons. The record is from RefSeq and is a predicted model, not a curated record. Lineage: Eukaryota; Metazoa; Chordata; Actinopteri; Labriformes; Labridae.
UUAGGGAAGCGAAGGGGAGGGGGGGAGGAGUGUUGCUUGUGGGAGGGAGGACAAGGAGGAGGGAGUGAACUGGAGGAAGGAGAAGCUUUCUCAGUUUCUGUGAGUCCUGCUCGCUGAAGGCAACAGAAUGAGCGCAGUUGCUUUCCUCUCAGUCUGAGAGGCAACUGUCAUUUUUCUUUUUCUUUUCUUUUUUUUUUUUUUUGUUUCUUCUUCUUCCUCUUCUGUGCCUGACAUCAGCAGGAGUCAUUGAAGAUUAAAGUUUCCCUUCACCUCACCGUGCUUUUGGGACCUCUCUCACACUCCUGUGUUGUUUGUUUUUCGCGUCUGGGAAGUACCAUGCCGGUGGUUGGCGUCGCCUCCAAACUCAGGCAACCCUCGGCGGUGGGCGCCAAGCCAGUGCAUACCGCUCUCCCCAUCCCGAGUGCUGUCAGGGCGGCCGCCUCCUCGCAGGGCUACAUGGCCCGGCAGCAGGAGCUCAGGGCAGCAGGUGAGGGCGCCCCGGGGCUCUCCUGCCAGCUGUCAAUCAAAUCCGAGUACCAGCGGGAGAGGACGCCUGAAGGGAAGUCCAGAGCAGAGACGGAGGAGAGCAAGAUCUGCAAGAUUUACACAGACUGGGCCAAUCACUACCUUGCCAAAUCCGGCUGCCCGCGCCUCAUCAAGGACCUGAGCCAGGACGUCACUGAUGGAGUCCUGCUGGCACAGAUCAUCCAGAUCAUAGCCAACGAGAAGGUGGAGGAUAUCAAUGGCAGCCCCAGGAGUCAGUCGCAAAUGAUCGAGAAUGUGGACGCCUGCCUUAGCUUCCUGGACGCCAGAGGAGUGAAUGUACAAGGGCUCUCAGCAGAAGAAAUCAGGAAUGGCAACCUGAAGAGCAUCCUGGGCCUGUUCUUCAUCCUGUCCCGCUACAAGCAGCAGCAGCAGCAACAGCAGCAGUACUACCAGUCCCUGGUGGAGCUCAGCCAGCAGACCAGCAGCACCGCACCAUCCGCCAGCAGCCUCAAAACACAAGAGAUGCAGUCCAGUCUCACAGCACGAUAUGCAAGUCCUCCUGGCCACAGUGGAAUAGGGUCACCGCAGAAGAAAAACACAAGGUUACCAGGCCCCUCCAGGGUUCCUGCUGCAGGCAGCGGGGCCUCCAGGAGCCCGGGCUCCUCCAACCUCAACCGUCGCAGCCAGAGCUUCAACAGCAUCGACAAGAGCAAGCCUCUUCAGUAUGCCAGCGGCAAUGACAGAGAAUCGGUGAGGGGUAUCCCAGCACCGGGUGGGAUGAAUGGGAGUGGUAUCGGUGGGACGGUUCCCACCAGCCUCAGCGGGCAGCAGCUGGCCUCUGCCAUCCCCUCACCCACCGCCGGCAAGUCCUGGCGCAGCAAGUCCAUGAACCUUAAGCACAGUGCCACGUCGUCCAUGCUGGCGAGCCCCACACACUCGACCUCCCCCACCCACUCACCCCAGGGCUCUGAAGGCGGCUUCCCACAUGGAGGGGACGGGUCAAAAGCUGGAGCCGGUGGAGCUGGACCCCAGAGGUCCAUGCUGGAGAAGUUCCGUUUAAUUAACCCCAGAUCGGCUUCACGGGCCUCUCCAUCUAUGGCGGAGAUGGCUCUGCAGGAGGAAGAUGAUCUAUCGGAGUACGGCGAGGAUGUAUUGACCCCCACGGGGUCUGUGUGCAGCAGUGGUAGUAGCAGUGCUACAACCAAACAAAUGCCUACAAAGACCCCCGCAUCAUCCCUCACUGCAGCAAGCAAAACCUCCCCCUCCUCUUCAUUUUCUAAAUCAUCUGCCAACAGCAGCAGGUCCACCUCCGCGUCCAAAGACAAGGAGGAUAAAAGCAAGUUUGGGAAAUCUAAGGACAACUCUCCACCCAAAGAGGAGCGUGAGUCAUUCGCAGACCCCACCAAGAAGAACUCCAAAAUUGCCAGCCUCAUCCCCAAGGGAGGGAAGCCUUCGUCGGGAAAGAAAGAUGGUAGCAGCAUCCCUAAGCCGGGACUUAAAGCUCCCUCCACCGCAACAUCUAAGAGUCAGUCUCAGAGCCAAAGUCAGUCCAACUUAAACAGCAGCGGCAACAUAAGGGGCGGGGACGGGGAGAAAGCCAAGCUGACGAAAGGAGGGCAGGGUGGGAGCUUCUACAUACAGCGCUCCAUCGGGGGCCCAGAGGGGAAAAGGACCAGCAUGACCUCCUCCACCAGCACCUCCGCCCUGUCUGGGUCCAGUGGGAUGCUGGCAGGGGGAGGAGGUGGAGGCGCGCUUGGUGGUAAUGGAGUAGUUCAGCUUCCUCAGCAGCAGCAGCACAACCAUCCCAACACUGCCACUGUGGCCCCCUUCAUGUACAGGACAUUCUCAGAAAACGACUGCACCAUGGUGGCCCCAGCCGACCCCUGCCUCAGCCCCACCAAGGGAGAGCUGGUCUACAGCAAGACAGCCAAACAGUGCCUGGAGGAGAUAUCAGGAGAGGAUCCGGAGACGAGACGCAUGAGGACGGUGAAGAACAUCGCCGACCUGCGGCAGAACCUGGAAGACACCAUGUCCAGUCUGCGGGGGACACAGAUCAGCCACAGUACACUUGAAACAACCUUCGACACUACGGUAACCACUGAGGUCAAUGGGCGUGGCCUUCCAGCCCUCACCACACGCUCCUCCCCCAUGGCCUGGCGUCUGGGCCAAUCACAAACCCCACGUCUCCAGGCAGGUGACGCCCCCUCAAUGCCCAGCAGCUAUGCUGCACCCAGGGGGAGCACGACAAGCUCUGGUACCACCACCGGGCGCUACAGCGGGCACUCGGACCCCUCCAGGUUUGUGUUCAGCGCCCCCCUGAGGCGAGCCACAGCUGCAGCAGGGGCAAGGGGGGCGGAGCAUGGGGAGAAGGGAGCAGGAGGAGGAGGGCUGGAAGGAGGGAAGCAGAUGGAGGUGGCAGGGUACAUGAGUGAUGGGGACAUCCUGGGAAAGAACGGACGGAUGGAUGAGAUCACCAGCGGAUACCUUACAGACGGCGGCCUUCAUCUGUAUGCGCGGAACGCAGGGCGAGCCUCAGACGCGGCUUCUUCUCGAGAAAUCUCCCAGAGAGGGAGCAAAGAGGUGCAGGGUGACAUCGACAGUUGGGACGACAGCAGCUCGGUGAGCAGCGGCCUGAGCGACACGUUGGACAACAUCAGCACCGACGAUCUGAACACACCCGCCUACUCCGCCGUCAGCUCGUCACGCAAAAGCAAGGGAGCACAGUCACAGAGAGGCAGCAGGUCCAAGCAUGCGGGCCAGGAGGUGAGCAGCAGCUGGGCCGGAGCAGAGGACUUAAAGAAGGUGGAGGAAGAGCUGGACUCGAGCAUGGACCCAAGCAGCAGCUCCUCCCGAUGGAAGUCUACCUCAUCCUCGUCCUCCUCCUCGUCUCAAGCCCAGGGCCAGUACGAGGACGCGGGUCAGAAGGCCACCGCGCUGGCCCAGAUGUCCCAAACGGGCUCGUGGAGGAGGGGCAUGACGGCCCAGGUGGGCAUAACGCCACCCAGGACCAAGGGGGCCUCUGCUGCCCUCAAAUCACCAGGCAAAACUGAUGAUGCUAAGGCCUCAGAGAAGGGCAAGGCGCCUUCCAAGAGUUCAGCUGGCAUCCAGCGCUCCCCCUCGGACGCCGGGAAGAGCAGUGGAGACGAAGGUAAGAAGCCUCCCUCUGGAAUCGGACGCCCGCCGACCACUGGUUCUUUUGGAUACAAGAAGAUCCCGGGUACCGCUGGUACUUUAAUCACCUCCAGCGGUGCAACGCUAGCCAGCGGCUCGGCCACAUUGGGCAAGGCGCCCAAAUCCUCAGCCGGCCUCGGCAAAGGAGCAGGCAUCGGCGGCGUGCGCAAGACCAGUCUGGAUGGCUCGCAGCCCGAGGAUGACGGCAUCCUCCUGAGCUGUGGCUCCAAAGUGACCCUGCAGUACCGCUCUCUGCCCAGACCGGCUAAAUCCUCCAGCGGGGCGGUGGCCGGGCGGAGUAGCGGGCACCGCUCCAGCUCCAGCAGCGUCGACUCCAAUGUCAGUGGCAAGUCGGCGGCGACGCAAACGGGCGCCAAACGCAGGGAUGGAAAAGUGGGCUCGGACCGCUCCAGUCCUAUCACCAUCAACCAGACGGACAAAGAGAAAGUGUCGGUGUCAGACCCGGACGCAGCAGCAGCAGGACUGUCCACGUCCCCUAAGUCCAGCCCCACGUCCAGUUCGGCGGGCCAGUCGGGCCUCAGGCAGCCGGGCUCCAAGUACCCUGAUAUCGCUUCUCCUACGUUCCGCAGAUUGUUUGGUACCAAAGCCAGCAGCAAGGCCAGCUCUCCGGGCACGCCCGACUCGGGCAAGUGCCCAUCAUUACUGGGCAGCCCCCACGGCACACUGGCGAGACAGGCCAGCCUGGACUCGCCCUCCUCCGGCACGGGCAGCCUGGGCAGCGCUGGCGGCAUGAGUGGUGGCAGUAGCCCCCUUUACGGUAAAACCCCAGACCUGUGUGCCGACUCCCCAGCCUCCAGCCCGGCCUCUGGCCUCUCGCUGCCCUCCAACGCUCGGCCCUGGCCUGCCUGUAGCUCGUCAGCGGGCAGCAAGGACACACUGAGCUGCCAAAGCAUGACCAGUCUGCACACCAGCUCUGAGUCCAUUGAUCUGCCGCUGGGCCACCACGGACCCAAGGUUACGCGAACCGGCAGUGUCAAGUCCACCCUGUCAGAGGGCAUGCCUCUCGACAGAAACACGCUUCCCAAAAAGGGACUGAGGUACCCGCCCUCCUCCCGGCAGACGUCCCACGAGGAGGGGAAGGAGUGGUUAAGGUCCCAUUCUACAGGGGGGCUUCAAGACACAGGCAGCCAGUCCCCACUGUCUCCUCCUGGAGCUGCCUGCACCACCACUGGAAAAUACCACUACUCCAACCUGCUGAGCCCCACAAACAUCAGCCAGUACAACCUGCCACCGGGCAGCACCAGCAUGAGCCGCUCCAACAGCAUCCCCGCACAGGACUCCUUCGACCUGUACGGAGAGGGUCACCCGCUGGGUGGCAGCGCAACCUCCCUGGAGGACCGACCACGGGGCAUCAGCCGCUCGGGCUCCUUCAGGGACAGCACUGACGAAGUCCAUGGCUCGUCAUUGUCUCUGGUCUCCAGCACGUCCUCACUCUACUCUGCGACGGAGGAGAAAGCACACUCCGAGGGCCAAACAGUCCUAAAUUCCACGCAAAUCAGAAAGCUGCGUCGGGAGCUGGACGCGUCUCAGGAGAAGGUGGCGACCCUGACGUCUCAGCUGUCUGCCAACUCUCACCUGGUGGCCGCCUUCGAGAAGAGUCUGAGUAACAUGACCUGCCGCCUGCAGAGCCUCACCAUGACCGCCGAACAAAAGGAGUCUGAGUUGGUAGAGUUGCGGGAGACGAUAGAGACGCUGAAGACCCAGAACACAGACGCACAAACAGCCAUCCAGGUGGCGCUCAAUGGCCCGGACCACCUCCACAAAGACCUACGGAUUAGACGGCAACACUCUUCAGAAAGUAUGUCCAGUAUCAACAGCGCUGCCAGUCACUCCAGUAUGGGCAGUCUGGGAAAGGAUGCUGAAGACAAGAAGAAGAAGAAGAAGAGCUGGGUGGCUGAUUCCAUCCCCGCUCAGUUACGCAGCUCCUUCAAGCAGGCGUUCAGCAAGAAGAAAACCAAAUCCCAGUCAGCCCAUGAUGAAAUGGACGAAAUGACCGACUCGCUUCCGUCCUCUCCCAAACUGCAGCACGACAACCGGCAAGGCAGCCUGGCCACUCUGCACUCCUCACCCUCCACCACAGACAAGUGCUUUUGCGAUAACAAGUCCUCUCCCAUUUGGACGCCAAAGAAAAAGCAAAAUGGUCACGUUGUCUACAAGCACAGAUCUCGGCUUUGUGAAUGCACGGAGGCCGAGGCUGAAAUCGUCCUGCAGCUGAAGAACGAGCUGAGGGAGAAGGAGCUCAAGCUGACGGACAUCCGGCUAGAGGCGCUAAGCUCCGCCCACCACCUGGACCAGAUCCGAGAGGCCAUGAACCGCAUGCAGAAUGAGAUCGAGGCGCUGAAAGCAGAAAACGAUCGUCUUAAGUCCAGCGGGAACGCCACGCCGACGGCCACGCCUGUGAAGACGGCCCGGCCGCCCUCAGAGACCUCCAGCACGUCCUCCUCCUCCUCGCGCCAGUCCCUCGGGCUGUCGCUCAAUAACCUCAACAUCACAGACACCAUCAUGUCAGACAUUCUGCUGGACGACGGCUACGAGGGAAAUCUACGCAAGGAGGGCCGGAGUGUGCGAAUAGUGGUCGCCAUCAGCAGAGGGCCGAAGACCACCAAGGGUAAACAUAGUCAGGAGUACCUGAUUGGCUCGAUCGGUGUGAGUGGGAAAACAAAGUGGGAUGUCCUGGAUGGAGUAAUCCGACGCCUCUUCAAGGAGUAUGUGUUUCGUGUGGACCCUCUGACCAGCCUUGGCCUCAGCUCAGACAGCAUCGUCUGCUACAGGAUGGGCGAGGUGGUUCGCUCCCACACUUCUGAAGUGCCUGAGCUGCUUCCCUGCGGCUACCUGGUGGGCGACAACAAUGUCAUCAAGGUCAACCUCAAAGGUGUGAAGGAAAACAGCAUCGACAGUCUGGUGUUCGACACGUUGAUCCCCAAACCCAUAAUCCAGCGGUACCUCAACCUGUUGAUGGAGCAUCGACGAAUCAUCCUCUCAGGACCCAGCGGCACGGGCAAAUCCUUCCUCGCUGCCAAGCUGGCCGAGUACAUCAUCUCUCAGGUGGGGCAGGAGGUGACGGAGCACAACGUGGCCAGCUUCAACGUGGACCAGAACUCCAGCAAGGACCUGCGUCAGUACCUGUCCACACUGGCAGAACAGUGUAACUCUGAGGAGACGGACACAGAGCUCCCCACUGUGGUCAUCCUGGACAACCUGCACCACAUCGGUUCUCUCAGUGACAUAUUCAACGGCUUCUUGAACUGCAAAUACCACAAAUGCCCUUAUGUUAUUGGGACCAUGAACCAGGGAGUGUCUUCCUCUCCCAACCUCGAGCUCCACCACAACUUCAGGUGGGUUCUGUGCACCAACCACACCGAGCCGGUCAAAGGCUUUCUGGGCCGUUUCCUGCGGCGGAAGCUGAUAGAGACGGAGAUCAAUAAGAACAUGCGCAGCAAUGACCUGAUUAAGAUCAUCGACUGGAUCCCCAAGACCUGGCAGCACCUCAACGGCUUCCUGGAGGCUCACAGCUCCUCUGAUGUCACAAUAGGCCCCCGUCUCUUCCUGUCGUGUCCCAUGGAUGUCGAAGGCUCUCGGGUUUGGUUCACUGACCUCUGGAACUAUUCGCUGGUGCCCUACCUGCUGGAGGCGGUCAGGGAGGGGCUUCAGCUGUACGGCAAAAGAGCAGCAUGGGAGGAUCCAUCCAAGUGGGUGAACGACACGUAUCCGUGGAACGCCGCAGCUCGCCAGCAAGAAGGCCAGUCGCUGCUCCAGCUCAGGCCGGAGGACGUCGGAUACGAAGGCUACAGCUCAUCCAAGGAGGGAGCCUCGUCCAAGCAGGUGUCUCAGAGUGACACGGAGGGAGACCCACUGAUGAACAUGCUGCUACGGCUGCAGGAGGCAGCUAACUACUCGAGCACGCAGAGCUGCGACAGCGACAGCACCAGUCACCAUGACGACCAGCUGGACUCCUCGCUUGAGUCGGCUCUAUGAGACACCCGGGACGCUUUGAACCUCCCAACGCUACCAGACAUCCCUUAAGUGCACGGAUGCAUCGUAUAUGAAAAGUUUUAUUAUCCAGAAUGGUAUACCCGGCGUUUCACAGAAAACACUUUUCUUUUUUUUUAACCUGACAAAGGUGAAAUAUUUGAUCAGAUUAUCAUAUUUAAAGAGGAGGAUCAUAUUUAGUCCUAAGGGAUCAAAAUGCGAAACUAUUGCGAAAUCGGCUCCAUUUUAUUUUCAAUACAUUUCAUUUGGACUUGUCAUUUUACAAUGGAUGUAUAACAUUUUAGAGUACGACUUUUCAAAUAUGUGUGUAAAUGGGACGUGUCUGACGAGGGACAGAGGCCUCUGAAGUCGACCUCUGAGGAGUAAAUCACGUCACUCGUUUUAAGUUGAACUUUGGGUCUCCAAAGUGUCGAGAAAAAAAGAGAAAGCCAAGAGUUUGUCUUAACAAAACUGGACUUUUCUUUUCUUUUCUUUUUAUCCCAGAUAUAUCUUCAGAUGUUUACAAUGGGGGGGGGUUAGGGUUCUGUUGUUUAUGUCUCCUUGUUUACAGAGGUGCUUCUCACACAGACACAUACAUUCAUACACAUGCACUUAAACACAGGCAGCAGGAGGACGCCGGCCUUUAAUCAGGGGCUUCAAUUGGUCUAAGCCCCCCCAUGUGACCAACAAUCCAGCCUGCUGAAAUGUCAUUGAGCAUGGCACCUUUUUUAUACCACUGUAGGACCCCCACGUCUAACUCGCCUGUCUAACUAAGAGGAGGAUUUUUGGGGCGUUUUAGGUGAUUUAACUCCCUCUAGUGGUCAAAGUGGAGGCUCUCAACUGUUGAAUUUCUUCAAUCACAUAUCAGUUUAAAUGUAAUUGCUUGUGCUUUAAGUAAUGGAAAAGCCAACAAUCUGUUGUUUAACUAAACUGGCUUCUUAAAAGUCACCACUUUAGAUACGUCUCUCCUUGUUUACCACUAUAUCAUCUUAUUUGGGUGGUCUUUGCCUUUCCUGCGCAUUGAGACAAUUCUGCAACUCCGUGAUGGCAACGCUAAAUCAGCCUCUAUAGUCA